Saccostrea cuccullata (small rock oyster) is the source of this 731-nucleotide messenger RNA. RefSeq names its product microfibril-associated glycoprotein 4-like. The coding region runs from base 1 to 696 and encodes 231 amino acids. Lineage: Eukaryota; Metazoa; Mollusca; Bivalvia; Ostreida; Ostreidae. The transcript has 5 exons. The record is from RefSeq and is a predicted model, not a curated record.
AUGGGCUAUACUUGUUAUAAAAACAAGCUGCAUGAAACAACACUGAUACCGAGAGAUUGUAGUGAUAUUAAAAGGAAAUGGCCAAAAGCCCACAGCGGAGUGUAUAAAAUUUUUCCAUCAGGCGGCAGAGGAUAUGACGUUUUAUGUGACAUGGAAACCGAUACUGGAGGAUGGACAGUAUUUCAUAAAAGAUUUGAUGGCUCUGUAAACUUCUACAGAAAUUGGAAGGACUAUAAACAAGGAUUUGGGUCCGUAAGAGGAGAAUUUUGGCUAGGCUUACAGGCUCUUCACGAGGUUACAGUUCACGGACAGCACGAGCUCAGGGUGGACCUUGCUGAUUUUGAGGGAAACACUAGAUAUGCCAAGUACAGCAAAUUCUCCAUUUCCAAUGAAUCAAAUGGCUACCAAAUAUUAUUAGGUGGAUAUACUGGAACUGCUGGAGAAUCCAUGGAAUAUGCAAAUGGAAUGAAAUUUACUACAAAAGACAGAGAUAAUGAUAAAUAUGGUAACAACUGUGCAAUAGUCCACGGUGGAGCAUGGUGGUUCAAAGACUGUUUCAGGGCACAUUUAAACGGGAGGUACACCAAUGACCCAAAAUCAUUGAAAGAGUGGAAGGGGCUUAUCUGGAAUACAUGGAAAGGUUCAAAGUAUUCGUUGAAGAGUGAUGUAAUGAUGGUACGUCGUCAUCAUAACUGAUAUAAAAAGGACCAGGUUUUUUGAUCUGUAAAAAG